Molecule: messenger RNA, 1055 nt
Organism: Brassicogethes aeneus
Lineage: Eukaryota; Metazoa; Arthropoda; Insecta; Coleoptera; Nitidulidae
Source: the annotation of a GenBank genome assembly
UAACUAAAAUAUCUAAAAACAUUUUUUACCGUUAUAACCUCAAUAUCUCACAUUUAGUAAAAUGUCCCAAAAACUAUCAUCUGAAUGUUUCAGAAGCGCAUUUAAAGUAGUGGACAAAGACUUAUUAAGAUGGUUUCCAGGGCACAUGGGAAAAGGUUUAAAGCAGAUGCAACAAAAAUUAAAAUCAGUUGACUGUAUAGUCGAAGUACAUGAUGCUCGAAUACCAAUAUCUGGAAAAAAUACCGAUUUUAAACAAACUGUGAGCGGAAUUAAGCCUCACAUCUUGGUACUGAAUAAGGAGGAUUUGAUAGAGAAGAAAUACAAGGACAGAAUAGUAAAUAAAUUGAAGAAUGAGUAUGAAAAUGUUGUUUUUACGAACUGUAAGAAUGAGAGGUGUAAAGGGGUGGCAAAAAUAUUUCCAUUAGCGAAAGAGUUGAUAAAAAAUGCUGAUAGAUAUAAUAGAACAGGAGCUGAUGAUUAUUGUAUGAUGAUUAUUGGUGUACCAAAUGUAGGAAAAUCUUCAUUGAUUAAUAUGCUACGAAUCCAAAAUUUGCAUAAGGGUAAAGCUAGUCCUGUAGGAGCGCAACCUGGUAUUACAAAAAGCGUAAUGCAUAAAAUAAAAAUGUCCGAAAAUCCAUUAUUUUACAUGUUAGAUACACCUGGAAUUCUUACACCAAACAUAACAAACAUAGAAUCAGGUCUAAAGCUGGCGCUAUGUGCCACAAUACAGGAUCAUUUUGUAGGGGAAAGAAUUAUAGUUGAUUAUUUAUUAUACUGGUUAAAUAGUCAUCAAUAUUUUAGUUAUGUCGAUUAUUUUAAACUUGAAAAACCCUCAGACAAUAUUUUAGAAGUUCUUAGUCAUAUUAGUGUAACACAUAAUAGAAUGUUAAAAAUAAGAAAUCAUUUAAAUGAAUAUGUGAUGAAACCAAAUUUUGAUGCAGCUGCCCAAAUUAUGAUAAAGACUUUUAGAUCCGGAAGUUUAGGAAAAUACAUUUUAGACGAAAAAUUAUUAUAAUUUUUAUUGUAAAUAUAUUUUACCAAUAAUUUUAUUUUUA